AUGUCUACUACCAAUCAUCAGUCCACAGCGACUACUAGCGAUGUCGAGAAACAAAGCGAUGAACGCGAUCCUUCCACAGAAAAACAGUCUGCCUUUAAACACCUAGGCUGGCUUGAUCGAUUCUUGGCCAUUUGGAUCUUCCUGGCCAUGGCCAUCGGCAUUAUUCUGGGCAAUUUUGUGGAAAAUACAGGGCCGGCCCUUCAGAAGGGAAAAUUCGUCGGGGUUUCUAUUCCAAUCGCGAUCGGUCUUUUGGUCAUGAUGUAUCCUAUUCUUUGCAAAGUGCGAUACGAGUCCUUACAUAAGGUCUUCCAGGAACGAGCCAUAUGGACUCAGAUCGCAUUCAGUAUCUUUGUUAACUGGAUAAUUGCUCCUUUCCUGAUGCUUGGAUUGGCAUGGGCUUUUCUACCAGACGAGCCUGAGCUUAGGGAAGGCUUGAUUCUCGUUGGAUUGGCGAGAUGUAUUGCUAUGGUUCUCAUCUGGACUGGACUCGCUGGCGGCGAUAGUGAAUAUUGCGCCAUCCUAGUUGCUAUCAACUCACUGCUACAGAUGGUGCUCUUUGCUCCCAUGGCGAUCUUCUUCAUCAAGGUCAUCAGUCAUUCUAGCAGCAGUGUUGAACUAUCCUAUUCAACUGCAGCCAAAAGUGUCGCAGUAUUCCUCGGAAUUCCCCUUGGUGCUGCAAUCCUUACCCGAGUGACGCUUCGAAAGCUCGCUGGUCCACGAUGGUAUGACCAGGUCUUCUUAAAAUGGGCCGGACCUUGGUCCUUAAUUGGUUUGCUUUUCACAAUUCUGGUCCUCUUCGCAUCCCAGGGCCGACAGGUUGUUCACCAGAUUGUAUCAGUGAUCCGAGUUGCGGCUCCACUGGUCGUUUAUUUCAUUAUUGUUUUCUUCGUGACUCUCCUGGUGACUUAUAAGCUUGGAUUCGGGUAUAAGGUGGCCGCAACUCAAAGUUUCACUGCUGCCAGCAAUAACUUUGAGCUUGCUAUUGCUGUUGCGGUCGCGACUUUUGGUGUUGACAGUAACCAAGCACUUGCUGCUACUGUGGGCCCGUUGAUUGAAGUACCUGUGCUUCUUGGUCUUGUCUAUGUUGUCAAGUUUAUAGCCAAGCGAGUUGGCUGGAAAGACUAG
Molecule: messenger RNA, 1125 nt
Organism: Penicillium malachiteum
Lineage: Eukaryota; Fungi; Ascomycota; Eurotiomycetes; Eurotiales; Aspergillaceae
Product: arsenic resistance protein
Exons: 4
Coding region: 1-1125 (374 amino acids)
Biological process (GO): arsenite transport; antimonite transmembrane transport
Cellular component (GO): plasma membrane
Molecular function (GO): antiporter activity; arsenite transmembrane transporter activity; antimonite transmembrane transporter activity
Source: RefSeq, a predicted model, not a curated record